AUGGAGCACCAAGAUCACCAACUACAGAUCUUCCCCAAGGAUCAGCUCGAGAUAGACUAUGAAGCACUACCAGAAGACGCUUCAUUAGGAGCACAUCUAGGCGCCGGCGCGUUGGCAGGGAUAAUGGAACACACGGUGAUGUUCCCCAUAGACUCGGUCAAGACCAGAAUGCAAUUGAACUUGUCAAGCAAGGACAUAUCGAGAGGCUUAUUGAAGUCCAUAUCGAAAAUAAGCUCAACUGAAGGGUUUUAUGCGCUUUGGAAAGGAGUCUCCUCCGUGAUACUAGGCGCUGGUCCCGCGCACGCCAUUUAUUUCUCCGUUUUUGAAUCAACAAAGACGUUUCUUGUUAAUAGGCUAACCAACUCGCCGCAUUCAAACAAAAUCGUCACCGAUGAAAACCACCCCAUCAUAGCGUCGUGCGCGGGUGUGGCGGCCACGACUGCUUCCGAUGCCUUGAUGACUCCCUUUGACAUGUUGAAGCAGAGAAUGCAGGCACGUGCCGCGUACCCUGAGAACAAGAUCCAAUCGGUGAGAUUGUUGAAGCUCGCAGCUGAUAUCUACAAAAAGGAGGGCCUUUCCGCUUUUUACAUUUCAUACCCAACUACUUUACUCACGAAUAUACCGUUUGCGGCAUUGAACUUUGGAUUCUACGAAUACUGUUCCUCGUUGCUCAAUCCGUCGCACUCAUACAACCCCUACUUGCAUUGCGUCAGCGGCGGUGUUGCUGGCGGAAUAGCGGCAGCGUUGACCACGCCCUUUGAUUGCAUCAAGACCGUGUUGCAAACGAGAGGCAUAUCGCAAAACGCCAGCUUGAGAGACGUUACCGGUUUCAAAAGCGCCGCUGAGGCUCUAUAUAAGCUCGGAGGCGCAAAAUCCUUCUGGAGAGGUUUGAAACCGCGCGUGAUUUUCAAUGUUCCAAGCACGGCUAUAUCGUGGACGGCGUAUGAAAUGUGCAAAGAAUUGUUGAUUAGAGAUAGGAGGUUGAACUAG
Lodderomyces beijingensis is the source of this 990-nucleotide messenger RNA. NCBI's taxonomy places the organism in Eukaryota, Fungi, Ascomycota, Pichiomycetes, Serinales, Debaryomycetaceae. The record is from the annotation of a GenBank genome assembly.